Messenger RNA from Otolemur garnettii (small-eared galago), 1814 nucleotides. RefSeq names its product protocadherin gamma-B4-like. The record is from RefSeq and is a predicted model, not a curated record. Bases 9 to 1814 code for a protein of 601 amino acids. The transcript is spliced from 2 exons. Gene Ontology annotation, cellular component: plasma membrane. Gene Ontology annotation, molecular function: calcium ion binding. Gene Ontology annotation, biological process: homophilic cell-cell adhesion. Lineage: Eukaryota; Metazoa; Chordata; Mammalia; Primates; Galagidae.
CAAGAGGGAUGGGGAGCGGCGCUGGGGAGCGGGGCCGGGCUGAGAGGCGGCCAGUGCUCUUUCCCUUCCUGCUGUCUUUGUUCUGCCGGGCGCUGUCUGAGCAGAUCCGCUACAGGAUUCCCGAGGAAAUGCCCAAGGGCUCGGUAGUGGGAAACCUGGCUAAGGACCUGGGCUUCAGUGUCUGGGAGUUGCCCACUCGAAAACUGCGUGUCAGUUCGGAGAAGCCUUACUUCACGGUGAGCGCGGAGAGUGGGGAGUUGCUUGUAAGCAGCAGGCUAGACAGGGAGCAGAUAUGCGGGAAGAAUCCAGCAUGUGCUCUGGAAUUUGAGGCUGUGGCUGACAAUCCGCUGAACUUUUAUCACGUGAAUGUGGAGAUCGAGGACAUUAAUGACCACACGCCAAAAUUCUCGCAAAAUUCCUUUGAGCUGCAAAUAAUUGAGUCGGCACAGCCAGGCACACGAUUUAUCUUAUUAUCUGCCCAUGAUGCAGAUAUUGGUACCAACUCACUACAGAAUUACCAGCUCAGCCCCAAUGAUCAUUUCUCACUCAUGAAUAAAGAGAAAUCAGAUGGCAGUAAAUACCCUGAGCUGGUAUUGAAGAUGCCUUUAGACCGGGAAAAGCAGAAAUCCUACCACUUGACCUUGACUGCCUUGGACUUUGGAGAUCCACCCCUAAGCAGCACUGCACAGAUACAAGUCCUAGUGAUUGAUGCCAAUGAUAACCCACCAGUGUUUAGCCAAGAUAUAUACAGGGUGAGCCUUCCAGAAAACGCGUCCCCUGGAACCACCGUGCUUCAGGUGACUGCCACUGAUCAGGAUGAGGGGAUCAAUGCUGAGAUCACCUUUUCUUUCAGCGAAGCUAGCCCUAUCACCCAGUUUAAUCUGAAUUCGAAUACUGGGGAAAUUACUAUUCUAAAUACAUUAGAUUUUGAAGAAGUCAAAGAAUAUUCCAUAGUUUUGGAAGCAAAGGAUGGUGGAGGAAUGAUUGCACAAUGUACGGUGGAGAUAGAAGUCAUAGAUGAAAAUGACAACGUCCCAGAAGUGAUAUUCCAGUCUCUUCCAGACCUCAUUAUGGAGGACACUGAGUUGGGAACGCACAUUGCUUUGCUCAAAAUCCGUGACAAGGAUUCAGGAAACAACGGAGAAGUUAGUUGUAAACUGGAAGGUGAUGUUCCAUUUAAAAUACUCACUUCGUCAAGAAACACGUACAAAUUAAUGACAGAUGGGGUUCUAGAUCGUGAGAAGAACCCAGAGUACAAUAUCACCAUUAUAGCCACAGACCGCGGCAAGCCGCCCCUCACCUCCAGCUCCAGCAUUACCCUGAACAUCGGUGAUGUGAAUGACAAUCCUCCGGUUUUCAAACAGGCUUCUUAUGUGGUCCACGUGGCUGAGAACAACCCGCCAGGAGCCUCAAUCUCACAAGUCAGCGCUUCCGACCCCGACUUAGGACCCAAUGGCCAAGUCUCCUACUCCAUUGUGGCCAGUGACCUGGAACCCAGGAUGCUGUCAUCCUACGUGUCAGUGAACCCCCAGAGUGGGGUGGUGUUCGCGCAGCGCGCCUUUGACCAUGCCCCCAACUACAGCGAGGGCACUUUGCCUUAUUCCUACAAUCUGUGCGUUGCACACACCGGAAAGACGGAGUUUAAUUUUCUAAAAAGUAGUGAGCAACUGAGUUCAGGACAAGACAUACUUUGUGGUGAUCCAUCUGGGGCCUUAUUUCCACUUUGUGAUUCCAGUGACUCAACUUCCUGUCAGGUGAGUUUCCUACUUCUCAUUGUCUACCCAGUUCUUUGUUUCACAGAAAGAUAUACAUAG